AUGAGUGCACGAGACUCCAACAAGUCAUCAUUACCACUAUUACCAACAACCGAUGUCAACGACAAUCCAACAGAGCAAUCCAGCAGCAAAUUUCCCAAAAUCAAAAUAAAUUUCGAGCCAACCAUUACCGUUGAAGAAUUAUUAAAUAAAAAAAAACCGGAAAGACUAUCCAAACCGCCAAAUGCAUUUAUGAUUUAUCGAAUCGAAUAUCAUAAAGAAAUCAAACGUCAAAAAAUUAUGAUACCAAUGACUACACUCUCGCAAAUGGCUAGCGUGUCGUGGAGAGAAGAAGAAGAGUUCGUGAAAAAAUGUUACAACGAUUUGGCGAAACAAGUUGCCGAAAAAUGGGCAAAAUCACACAUCAAGUCUUCCUCUUUCAAGAAAAACUGGGAAAUAACUUAUGGAGGACAAAGCAGCAAAAAAUUUAGUGAGAAGAAAUUGAAAUCGAUAAAAAGACCUUCAGAUACUGAAAAAUCAGACGAAUUGAAGAUCAUUCAUGAGUAUGAAGAUAAUAUAACGAUAACACCACCAAAUGUAUCAGUGAACGAACCGAUACAAUCCCAUGAUUUGCAAGAUCCACAAUUCUUGGAUCCUUUCCCAGAGAAUCAAUAUUUUAUUAUUGCAAGCAAGAAUUCAACUCCAGACAUUCAAAAUAUUUACGUUGAAAUCCCAAGAACUGAGUUUCAUCCUUCAUAUAGUGUCAGCACUUCACCAUUGGUUCCUAAGGUGUCCUAUCAUAGUCCAGCGAAUUCUCUUGAAGAUUGGCUGUUCCCUUAUGAAACAGAACUCUCUUAUAAAGAAAUAAUAAAGACAAUCAAUGCGCCUGAUGAUUUUAUUACGUUGCUUCCUUCUAUUAUGGAAGCCGAACUUUUUGAAUAA
Messenger RNA from Ambispora gerdemannii, 879 nucleotides. NCBI's taxonomy places the organism in Eukaryota, Fungi, Glomeromycota, Glomeromycetes, Archaeosporales, Ambisporaceae. The record is from the annotation of a GenBank genome assembly.